This is a messenger RNA of Ricinus communis (castor bean), 2426 nucleotides long. Its product is annotated as 3-hydroxy-3-methylglutaryl-coenzyme A reductase 1. Gene Ontology annotation, molecular function: protein binding; hydroxymethylglutaryl-CoA reductase (NADPH) activity. Bases 238 to 1968 code for a protein of 576 amino acids. Gene Ontology annotation, cellular component: endoplasmic reticulum membrane; peroxisomal membrane. The transcript is spliced from 4 exons. Gene Ontology annotation, biological process: sterol biosynthetic process; coenzyme A metabolic process; isoprenoid biosynthetic process. Lineage: Eukaryota; Viridiplantae; Streptophyta; Magnoliopsida; Malpighiales; Euphorbiaceae. The record is from RefSeq and is a predicted model, not a curated record.
GCCAGCUCAACGCAUCCUAUAAAAUUUCUCUCAGAUUUCCUCAACUUCCGCUCAUCGCUCCUUCUGCCAACACACAUUUACAACUAUUCAUCCUCUUUCUCCUUCUCCUCCUUUUUUUUAAAAAAAAAAUAAAUUAAUUAAUAAUACUAUAUAUGCUGUAGGGGAAUUACUUUUUCCGUUUCCCCUUUCUGCCCUUUUUUUUUGCGCCGGUGCUGUUUUUUGUUUUUUUUUUUUUCAAUGGAAGCCAGCCGCCGGCCAUCUAAACCUCCUCGUCCCACCCUUAAGCACCACCACCACCUCAAGCAACCUGCUCCCCUCGAUGACCGUUCUCCAUCUCCUACUCCGAAAGCAUCGGACGCGCUUCCGCUUCCGCUGUACCUGACAAACGCCAUUUUCUUCACCUUGUUCUUCUCGGUGGCGUAUUACCUUCUCCACCGCUGGCGUGACAAGAUCCGCAAUUCUACUCCUCUUCACGUCCUUACUCUCUCUGAAAUCGCCGCCAUUGUCUCCCUCAUCGCAUCCUUCAUUUACCUUCUUGGAUUUUUUGGAAUCGAUUUUGUUCAAUCAUUCAUUACACGCGCUUCUCAUGAGUCGUGGGACCUUGACGGUGCGGAUCCUGACUACCUCAUCAGGGAAGAUCAUCGCCUCGUUACCUGCCCUCCCAUUCCCUCUAAAUUGCCCAUUUCUGAAUCCAUAAUUACACGACUAGCCUCGGAGGAAGACGAAGAGAUCGUCAAAUCCGUAGUGAAUGGAACAAUCCCUUCAUAUUCUUUGGAAUCGAAGCUCGGUGACUGCAAACGAGCGGCUACAAUUCGACGAGAGGCGUUGCAGAGGAUGAUGGGGAGGUCGCUGGAGGGUUUGCCAUUAGAAGGGUUCGAUUACGAGUCGAUUUUAGGGCAGUGCUGCGAAAUGCCGGUGGGGUACGUGCAGAUUCCGGUGGGAAUUGCCGGGCCUUUGUUGUUGGAUGGGCGUGAGUACUCUGUUCCGAUGGCCACCACGGAAGGUUGUUUGGUGGCGAGCACUAACAGAGGAUGCAAGGCGAUCCAUUUGUCAGGUGGGGCCAACAGUGUGUUGUUGAAGGAUGGCAUGACGAGAGCGCCUGUUGUUAGAUUUGGGUCGGCUGCAAGAGCCGCGGAGUUAAAAUUUUUCUUGGAGAAUCCUGAGAAUUUCGAUACCUUGUCCGUUGUUUUUAACAGGUCGAGUAGAUUUGCGAAGCUUCAAGCCAUUCAAUGCGCAAUUGCGGGUAAGAAUCUAUAUAUGAGAUUCAGCUGCAGCACUGGCGACGCAAUGGGGAUGAACAUGGUUUCCAAAGGGGUUCAAAACGUUCUUGAUUUUCUUCAAAAUGAUUUCCCCGAUAUGGAUGUUAUUGGCAUCUCAGGGAAUUUUUGUUCGGACAAGAAACCUGCCGCUGUAAACUGGAUUGAAGGACGUGGCAAAUCAGUUGUUUGUGAGGCAAUUAUCAAGGAAGAGGUGGUGAAAAAGGUGUUGAAAACCAAUGUUGCUUCUCUGGUGGAGCUCAAUGUGCUCAAGAAUCUUACUGGUUCUGCUGUUGCUGGUGCUUUGGGUGGAUUUAACGCCCAUGCAGCCAACAUUGUCUCUGCAAUUUUUAUUGCAACUGGCCAGGAUCCAGCACAGAAUGUCGAGAGUUCUCACUGCAUCACCAUGAUGGAAGCUGUGAAUGAUGGAAAGGAUCUUCACGUCUCUGUCACCAUGCCUUCCAUUGAGGUGGGUACAGUUGGAGGUGGAACUCAACUAGCAUCUCAGUCUGCUUGCCUCAAUUUACUUGGUGUGAAGGGUGCAAGUAAAGAGUCACCAGGGUCAAACUCGAGGCUCCUUGCCACCAUAGUAGCUGGUUCAGUUUUGGCCGGUGAGCUGUCCCUGAUGUCUGCCAUUGCAGCUGGGCAGCUUGUCAAGAGUCACAUGAAGUACAAUAGAUCCAGCAGAGAUGUAUCCAAAGCUGCGUCUUAGUGGGAAGAAAGUGGCCCCAGCAAUGCAAUGAAAAUGAUCUGGAAAUAAAAGUGGAGUAGACUUUUGGAGUUGGGGGAGGGGAAAAGAAUCGAGGCUGAUGGUGCUCAUGUAUGAUUGCUUAGCACUCAGUCACAGCUGUAAAGUUUCUUUUAUAUAAAAAUAUGAAAUGUGGAGAUAGGAAUGAAGCAUAAGUGAUCAUGCUUUGUUUCUGCCUCUUCGGCUCUGCAUCCUUCUCUUCCUCUCCCAUCUGCGGGAGUAUGAUUUUUCAGAGGUUCAAGUGGUUUAAUUUUUCCAUUUUCUUUUUCUUUCUACUGUCGCAUUGUACACCAGAAUGAUACUGCGGAGCGACUAAUUAGAUGACAAAUUCUAUUUUCUAUCCUUGUAGUUAGUCAUUGACGUCAAAAAUUGUGUUUCAUUACUAAUAUAUAAAAAUGACUGGAAUCUUGAUUUUUCAGGAA